Knipowitschia caucasica is the source of this 6969-nucleotide messenger RNA. The record is from the annotation of a GenBank genome assembly. NCBI's taxonomy places the organism in Eukaryota, Metazoa, Chordata, Actinopteri, Gobiiformes, Gobiidae.
AUGACCCCUCAGAUCAUCAACACAUGGCUGAGAACUGAGCACGCUCGGCGGACGCUCGGCGGACGCUCGGCGGACGCUCGGCGGACGCUCGGCGGACGCUCGGCGGACGCUCGGCGGACGCUCGGCGGACGCUCGGCGGACGCUCGACAUGGCCCCGAGGGGGGGGGGGGGGGGGUGACAGAGACGGCCUAUCAGGGGCUGCUGCCGUGGGGGGAGAGGGAGCAGCAGACGACAGACGGGCUCCAUCCUCAGGUCAUGCUCGACAUCACGUGGCCGUGGGUUUGGAGCGUGGCCGUGGGUUUGGAGCGUGGCCGUGGGUUCGGAGCGUGGCCGUGGGGUUCGGAGCGUGGCCGUGGGUUUGGAGCGUGGCCGUGGGGUUCGGAGCGUGGCCGUGGGUUUGGAGCGUGGCCGUGGGUUUGGAGCGUGGCCGUGGGUUCGGAGCGUGGCCGUGGGGUUCGGAGCGUGGCCGUGGGUUUGGAGCGUGGCCGUGGGGUUCGGAGCAUGGCCGUGGGGUUCGGAGCGUGGCCGUGGGGUUUGGAGCGUGGCCGUGGGGUUCGGAGCGUGGCCGUGGGGUUCGGAGCGUGGCCGUGGGGUUUGGAGCGUGGCCGUGGGGUUUGGAGCGUGGCCGUGGGGUUCGGAGCGUGGCCGUGGGGUUUGGAGCGUGGCCGUGGGGUUUGGAGCGUGGCCGUGGGGUUCGGAGCGUGGCCGUGGGGUUUGGAGCGUGGCCGUGGGGUUUGGAGCGUGGCCGUGGGGUUCGGAGCGUGGCCGUGGGGUUUGGAGCGUGGCCGUGGGGUUUGGAGCGUGGCCGUGGGGUUCGGAGCGUGGCCGUGGGGUUUGGAGCGUGGCCGUGGGGUUUGGAGCGUGGCCGUGGGGUUCGGAGCGUGGCCGUGGGGUUCGAAGCGUGGCCGUGGGGUUCGAAGCGUGGCCGUGGGGUUCGAAGCGUGGCCGUGGGUUUGGAGCGUGGCCGUGGGUUUGGAGCGUGGCCGUGGGGUUUGGAGCGUGGCCGUGGGGUUUGGAGCGUGGCCGUGGGGUUUGGAGCGUGGCCGUGGGGUUUGGAGCGUGGCCGUGGGUUUGGAGCGUGGCCGUGGGGUUUGGAGCGUGGCCGUGGGUUUGGAGCGUGGCCGUGGGUUUGGAGCGUGGCCGUGGGGUUUGGAGCGUGGCCGUGGGUUUGGAGCGUGGCCGUGGGGUUUGGAGCGUGGCCGUGGGGUUCGGAGCGUGGCCGUGGGGUUUGGAGCGUGGCCGUGGGUUUGGAGCGUGGCCGUGGGUUUGGAGCGUGGCCGUGGGGUUUGGAGCCGUGGCCGUGGGGUUCGGAGCGUGGCCGUGGGGUUCGGAGCGUGGCCGUGGGGUUUGGAGCGUGGCCGUGGGUUUGGAGCGUGGCCGUGGGGUUUGGAGCGUGGCCGUGGGGUUCGGAGCGUGGCCGUGGGGUUUGGAGCGUGGCUGUGGGGUUCGGAGCGUGGCCGUGGGUUUGGAGCGUGGCCGUGGGGUUCGGAGCGUGGCCGUGGGGUUCGGAGCGUGGCCGUGGGGUUUGGAGCGUGGCCGUGGGUUCGGAGCGUGGCCGUGGGGUUUGGAGCGUGGCCGUGGGGUUCGGAGCGUGGCCGUGGGUUUGGAGCGUGGCCGUGGGGUUCGGAGCGUGGCCGUGGGGCUCGGAGCGUGGCCGUGGGGUUCGGAGCGUGGCCGUGGGGUUCGGAGCGUGGCCGUGGGGUUUGGAGCGUGGCCGUGGGGUUCGGAGCGUGGCCGUGGGGUUCGGAGCGUGGCCGUGGGGUUUGGAGCGUGGCCGUGGGUUUGGAGCGUGGCCGUGGGGUUUGGAGCGUGGCCGUGGGGUUCGGAGCGUGGCCGUGGGUUUGGAGCGUGGCCGUGGGGUUCGAAGCGUGGCCGUGGGGUUUGGAGCGUGGCCGUGGGGUUUGGAGCGUGGCCGUGGGGUUUGGAGCGUGGCCGUGGGGUUUGGAGCGUGGCCGUGGGUUUGGAGCGUGGCCGUGGGGUUUGGAGCGUGGCCGUGGGUUUGGAGCGUGGCCGUGGGUUUGGAGUGUGGCCGUGGGGUUCGGAGCGUGGCCGUGGGGUUCGGAGCGUGGCCGUGGGGUUUGGAGCGUGGCCGUGGGUUUGGAGCGUGGCCGUGGGGUUUGGAGCGUGGCCGUGGGGUUCGGAGCGUGGCCGUGGGGUUUGGAGCGUGGCUGUGGGGUUCGGAGCGUGGCCGUGGGUUUGGAGCGUGGCCGUGGGGUUCGGAGCGUGGCCGUGGGGUUCGAAGCGUGGCCGUGGGGUUUGGAGCGUGGCCGUGGGUUCGGAGCGUGGCCGUGGGGUUUGGAGCGUGGCCGUGGGGUUCGGAGCGUGGCCGUGGGUUUGGAGCGUGGCCGUGGGGUUCGGAGCGUGGCCGUGGGGUUCGGAGCGUGGCCGUGGGGUUCGGAGCGUGGCCGUGGGGUUCGGAGCGUGGCCGUGGGGUUUGGAGCGUGGCCGUGGGGUUCGGAGCGUGGCCGUGGGGUUCGGAGCGUGGCCGUGGGUUUGGAGCGUGGCCGUGGGGUUUGGAGCGUGGCCGUGGGGUUCGGAGCGUGGCCGUGGGUUUGGAGCGUGGCCGUGGGGUUUGGAGCGUGGCCGUGGGGUUUGGAGCGUGGCCGUGGGGUUUGGAGCGUGGCCGUGGGUUUGGAGCGUGGCCGUGGGGUUUGGAGCGUGGCCGUGGGUUUGGAGCGUGGCCGUGGGUUUGGAGCGUGGCCGUGGGGUUUGGAGCGUGGCCGUGGGGUUCGGAGCGUGGCCGUGGGGUUCGGAGCGUGGCCGUGGGUUUGGAGCGUGGCCGUGGGGUUUGGAGCGUGGCCGUGGGAUUGGAGCGUGGCCGUGGGGUUUGGAGCGUGGCCGUGGGGUUUGGAGCGUGGCCGUGGGUUUGGAGCGUGGCCGUGGGUUUGGAGCGUGGCCGUGGGUUUGGAGCGUGGCCGUGGGGUUCGGAGCGUGGCCGUGGGGUUCGGAGCGUGGCCGUGGGUUUGGAGCGUGGCCGUGGGGUUUGGAGCGUGGCCGUGGGAUUGGAGCGUGGCCGUGGGGUUUGGAGCGUGGCCGUGGGGUUUGGAGCGUGGCCGUGGGUUUGGAGCGUGGCCGUGGGUUUGGAGCGUGGCCGUGGGGUUCGGAGCGUGGCCGUGGGUUUGGAGCGUGGCCGUGGGGUUUGGAGCGUGGCCGUGGGUUUGGAGCGUGGCCGUGGGGUUCGGAGCGUGGCCGUGGGGUUCGGAGCGUGGCCGUGGGGUUCGGAGCGUGGCCGUGGGGUUUGGAGCGUGGCCGUGGGUUUGGAGCGUGGCCGUGGGGUUCGGAGCGUGGCCGUGGGGUUCGGAGCGUGGCCGUGGGGUUCGGAGCGUGGCCGUGGGUUCGGAGCGUGGCCGUGGGGUUCGGAGCGUGGCCGUGGGGUUUGGAGCGUGGCCGUGGGUUUGGAGCGUGGCAGUGGGUUUGGAGCGUGGCCGUGGGGUUUGGAGCGUGGCCGUGGGUUUGGAGCGUGGCAGUGGGUUUGGAGCGUGGCCGUGGGGUAUUCCCGGCGCACACGUCCUCUGCGGCCGGAGGAGACACACACACCACACACACACCACACACAGACACCACACAGACCCGGAUGUGGACCCGGAUGUGGACCCGGAUGUGGACCCGGAUGUGGACCCGGAUGUGGACCCGGAUGUGGACCCGGAUGUGGACCCGGAUGUGGACCCGGAUGUGGACCCGGAUGUGGACCUGGAUGUGGACCCGGAUGUGGACCCGGAUGUGGACCCGGAUGUGGACCCGGAUGUGGACCCGGAUGUGGACCUGGAUGUGGACCCGGAUGUGGACCCGGAUGUGGACCCGGAUGGGGACCCGGAUGUGGACCCGGAUGUGGACCCGGAUGUGGACCCGGAUGUGGACCUGGAUGUGGACCUGGAUGUGGACCCGGAUGUGGACCCGGAUGUGGACCCGGAUGUGGACCUGGAUGUGGACCCAGAUGUGGACCCGGAUGUGGACCCGGAUGUGGACCCGGAUGUGGAUGUGGACCUGGAUGUGGACCUGAAUGUGGACCAGACCACGCUCAGGAGUGUUGUCAGAGUGUUGUCAGUGUGUUGUCAGAGUGUUGUCAGAGUGUUGUCAGAGUGUUGUCAGAGUGUUGUCAGUGUGUUGUCAGUGUGUUGUCAGAGUGUUGUCAGUGUGUUGUCAGAGUGUUGUCAGAGUGUUGUCAGAGUGUUAGUGUUGUCAGAGUGUUGUCAGUGUGUGUUGUCAGUGUGUUGUCAGAGUGUUGUCAGUGUGUUGUCAGUGUGUUGUCAGAGUGUUGUGUUGUCGGAGUGUUGUCAGAGUGUUGUCAGAGUGUUGUCAGAGUGUUGUCAGAGUGUUGUCAAGUGUUGUCAGAGUGUGUGUGGUCAGUGUGUGGUCAGUGUGUGUCAGUGUGUGGUCAAAGUGUGGUCAGUGUGUGGUCAGAGUGUGUGGUCAGGUGUGGUCAGUGUUGUGGUCAGUGUGUGGUCAAGUGUGGUCAGUGUGGUCAACGUGUGUGGUCAGAGUGUGGUCAGAGUGUGGUCAGAGUGUGGUCAGUGUGGUGGUCAAAGUGUGUGUGUGGUCAAAGUGUGGUGGUCAGUGUGGGGUCAGUGUGUGUGGUGGUCAGUGUGUGGUCAGUGUGUGGUCAGUGUGUCAGUGUGGUCAGGUGUGGUCAGUGUGUGGUCAGACGUGUGGUCAGUGUGUGGUCAGUGUGUGGUCAAAGUGUGGUCAGUGUGUGGUCAGUGUGUGGUCAGUGUGUGGUCAGAGUGUGGUCAGUGUGUGGUCAGUGUGGUCAGUGUGGUCAGUGUGGUCAGUGUUGUGGUCAGAGUGUGGUCAGUGUGUGGUCAGUGGUGGUCAGAGUGUGUCAGUCAGUGUGUGGUCAGUGUGGUCAGUCAGUUUGGUCAGAGUGUGUUGGUCAGUGUGUGGUCAGAGUGUGGUCAGUGUGUGGUCGUGUGGUCAGUGUGUGGUGUGUGGUCAGUGUGUGGUGUGUGUGGUCAGUGUGGUGGUCAGUGUGUGGUCAGAGUGUGUGUGGUGUGUGGUCAGUGUGUGGUCAGAGUUGUGGUCAGGAGUGUGGUCAGUGUGUGUCAGGUGGUCAGGGUGUGGUCAGAGUGUGGUCAGUGUGUGGUGUCCGUGUGUGGUCAGUGUGUGGUCAGCGAGUGGUGGUCAGUGUGUGGUCAGUGUGUGGUCAGAGUGUGUGGUCAGUGUGUGGUCAGUGUGUGGUCAGUGUGUGGUUCAGUGUGGUCAGUGUGUGGUCAGAGUGUGGUCAGUGUGUGGUCAGAGUGUGCGUCAGUCAGUGUGGUCAGUGUGUGGUGGUCAGCUGUGUGGUCAGUGAUGUGGUGGUCAGUGUGUGGUCAGAGUGUGGUCAGUUGUGUGGUCGCGUGUGGUGGUCAAGUGUGGUCAGUGUGUGGUCAGUGUGUGGUCAGAGUGUGGUCAGAGUGUGGUCAGAGUUGUGGUGGUCAGUGUGGUGGUGGUCAGUGUGUGGUCAGUGUGGUCUGUGUGGUCAACGUGUGCGUCAGUGUGUGGUCAGUGUGUGGUCAGUGUGUGGUCAAGUGUGGUCAGUGUGUGGUCAGUGUGUGUGGUCAUUGUGUGGUCAGGUGUGUUCAGUGUGUGGUGGUCAGUGUGUGGUCAGAGUGUGGUCAGGUGUGUGGUCAAAGUGUGGUCAGAGUGUGGUCAGUGUGUGGUCCGAGUGUGGUCAAAGUGUGUGGUCAGUGUGUGGUCAGAGUGUGUGUCAGUGUGUGGUCAGAGUGUGGUCAUUGUGCUGGUCAGAGUGUGGUCAGUGUGUGGUUGGUCAGGAGUAGUGGUCAGUGUGUGGUCAGACGUGUGGUCACUGUGUGGUCAGUGUGUGGUCAGUGUGUGGUCAGAGUGUGGUCAGUGUGUGUGGUCAGUGUGGUCAGUGUGUGGUCAGUUAGUACAGUGUGUGGUCAGUGUGUGGUCCGAGUGUGGUGUGUGGUCAGUGUGGUGUGUGGUCAGUGUGUGGGGUGUGUGGUAAGUGUGUGGUCAGUGUGUGGUCAGUGUGUGGUCAGAGUGUGGUCAGUGUGUGGUCAGUGUGUGGUCAGUGUGUGGUCAGAGUGUGGUCAGUGUGUGGUCAGUGUGUGGUCAGAGUGUGGUCAGUGUGUGGUCAGUGUGUGGUCAGUGUGUGGUCAGUGUGUGGUCAGUGUGUGGUCAGAGUGUGGUCAGUGUGUGGUCAGAGUGUGGUCAGAGUGUGGUCAGUGUGUGGUCAGAGUGUGGUCAGUGUGUGGUCAGUGUGUGGUCAGAGUGUGGUCAGUGUGUGGUCAGAGUGUCAGGUGUGUCAGUGUGUGGUCAGUGUGUGGUCAGAGUGUGGUCAGUGUGUGUCAGUGUGUGGUCAGAGUGUGGUCAGUGUGUGGUCAGUGUGUGGUCAGUGUGUGGUCAGAGUGUGUCAGUGUGUGGUCAGAGUGUGGUCAGUGUGUGGUCAGUGUGUGGUCAGUGUGUGGUCAGAGUGUGUCAGUGUGGUCAGUGUGUGGUCAGAGUGUGGUCAGUGUGUGGUCAGUUAGUGUGGUCAGUGUGUGGUCAGAGUGUGGUCAGUGUGUGGUCAAAGUGUGUGGUCAGUGUGUGGUCAGUGUGUGGUGGUCAGUGUGUGGUCAGUGUGUGGUCAGUGUGUGGUCAGUGUGUGGUCAGUGUGUGGUCAGAGUGUGGUGGUCAGUGUGUUGUCAGUUUGUCAGAGUGUGGUCAGUGUGUUGUCAGUGUGUUGUCAGUGUGUUGUCAGAGUGUUGUCAGAGUGUUGUCAGAGUGUUGUCAGUGUCAGUGUGUUGUCAGAGUGUCAGUGAGUGUGGUCAGAGUGUUGUCAGUGUGUUGUCAGUGUGUUGUCAGAGUGUUGUCAGUGUGUUGUCAGUGUGUUGUCAGAGUGUUGUCAGUGUGUUGUCAGAGUGUUGUCAGAGUGUGGCGAUGGCGACGUGCAUAAAGAACGUGGCGGCUGUCAGGACGCCAGACGCCGAGGGUACAGCGCGUUCUCUGCACGAUGCUAAAGGUGUCAGCACAAAAGCACUCGACAAAUAA